AUGCCCGCUGCACGUCGAGGCGAUACUCGGGACGCUGAACGCAAACCCAUCCCAUGCUGGAAGUUCGAGCCACAGAGAAUGUACGGACAGGAUGUUCAACCAUCUCUGAUAGAGUUCCCGGUAGAAGACAUGGUCUUCACCACCCAUGCGACUUCAAUCUCCCGACGUUACUCGAAGCUGGAGCCUAAUCUAAGAUCGAUAAUUAUCGCUGUUGACGGAGCAUGCAGUGAGAAUGGAAUGGAAACCUCCCGAGCUGCUAUCGGAGUCUAUGUGGGCAAGAAAUCCGACUACAACGCUUCCAUGCGGCUCGACUCGUCAUGGGCGACGAACCAAAAAGCGGAGUUGGCGGCAGGCAUUUACGGCCUUGAUGCUGCCAGGGAGAUCAAUGAUUAUGGUGUCGAUGGAGAAUCAUUAACCGAAGUGAUUAUCAAAACGGACUCAGCAUACAUGGUCAAUGGUUUGACCCAAUGGGUUGAUAGGUGGGAAGCGAACGGUUACAUUAACGCGGACGGCCAGCCGGUCACCAAUCAUUACCUGUUCAAGGAGCUGGCAUGGCGCAUUCGUGAUCUUGCGUCUUCCCGCGUCAAUGUUUACUUCUGGCAUGUCCGCAGGGAACACAACCACGAAGCAGACCAAUUGGCCCGGGCUGCACUGGCACGCUAG
This is a messenger RNA of Nannizzia gypsea CBS 118893, 663 nucleotides long. RefSeq lists its product as hypothetical. The record is from RefSeq and is a predicted model, not a curated record. Lineage: Eukaryota; Fungi; Ascomycota; Eurotiomycetes; Onygenales; Arthrodermataceae. The coding region runs from base 1 to 663 and encodes 220 amino acids. Gene Ontology annotation, biological process: DNA replication, removal of RNA primer. Gene Ontology annotation, molecular function: nucleic acid binding; RNA-DNA hybrid ribonuclease activity. The transcript has a single exon.